Messenger RNA from Vidua chalybeata, 1799 nucleotides. RefSeq names its product transmembrane protein 82 (gene TMEM82). The record is from RefSeq and is a predicted model, not a curated record. The transcript has 6 exons. Lineage: Eukaryota; Metazoa; Chordata; Aves; Passeriformes; Viduidae. Bases 220 to 1209 code for a protein of 329 amino acids.
GGUGCUGGUGGUCCCUGAGCCCCUCCAUGUGCAUCACAUCCCUCUUCUCCUAAUUUUCACCUCCACGGGGCAGCUGGAGUUCAUCUCAUCCGGCCAGGGCUCCAGCUGCCCUGGCUUGCCCCAAUAAUGAUUUACUAGCCGGGGGGGGCCACUCCCCGCCUCCACCCCGCGGACCUUGGAGCCGGGGCCUGGCUACACUGUGGCUCCUCUCCAUCGAAAAUGUUUUCCCUGGGGUCCUGGCUCCCGGCGUUUCCCGGGCUGGCGUGGGGCUGGGCACUGCUGGAUGCACUCCUGCAAGGGCUGGUGGGUGCCUGCGCUGUCUCGGUGCUCUGCAGCCUCCUGAAGGUUUAUCUCUACAUCCAGUGUGUGAACAACCCCGAGAGGCAGGCGGAGAAGGAGGCGAUCGCGGCGCGGCGGCCGCUGCUGGAGCCGCUGCACGUGCUGGUGCUGACCGCUGUCCUGGCCCUGGUGGGCUCCCGCGUGGCCGCGCUGGUGGUGCUGGAGUUCUCCCUGCGCGCCGUCUCCACCAUCCUCUCCCUUGGCAAGGGCGCCCACAGCAGCCAGCUCUACCUGCUGUGCCAGUACUCGCUGGGCUGCGGGGUGUCCUGCGGCCUCAGCUUCCUGCUGGAGGGGGCUCCGCACCGCAGCUGGAACCUGGCGCUGGCGGCGGGGCUGGCGGGGCUGCUGGCGCUGCACGCCCGGCGCCUGGCCCGGCACGUCUGCGCCCUGUACGAGCUGCACAGCCGGCAGCGCUACUGCGGCGUCUGCAUCCUGCUGCUGGCCUCGGGGCACGGCAUCCCGCGCCUGCUGCGCAACGCCCUGGCCCUCACCUUCGCCGUGGCCGACCUGGCCGCCGUGGAGCUCAUCAACCGCGACUUCCUCUCCACGGGCGAGGCCGUGCGCUUCUGGACCCCGCUGACCAUCUGCUACACCCUGCUGGUCGUCUACAUGCAGGAGGAGUCCCGGCAGAGCACGGGCAGGGGGCCGGCGUUCCGGACCGUGGUGGUGCGGAUGGGCGGCCUCUUCAUCCUCCUCCUCACCGUGGGCCGAUGGACCGACAUCCUGCACAUCUUCGUGUCUCUGCUGGGGGAGCUCUGGUGCCUGCUCCGCUCCGGCGUCCUGCUGGAGUCCUGCUGGAGGCAGGAUUUUGCCCAGCAGCCUCGCGUGGAUAGUCUGUCGGGAUCCAGAUCGGAGGAGACGCCCCGAUGAGCCGCGGGGUGGAACCGGACAGUGGAAACUCAGGGUGGAUUCGCUGGGCACCCCAGAAUCCCCCCAUCACAGAUCUCCCAUGGGGAAUAAGGAAAAAAGGGUUCCUGGAAGGCGUCCAACCCCAUCCCAAGGGAUGGAGGAGGUCGGGGGGAAGGCUCAUGUUGCCCCUGGUUUUUGGGGGGAUCCCGUGAGGUUGCAGCACUGCUGGGGGUUUGUUCUCUGGUCCCAGUGGGAUUGCAGGAUGAUGAUGGAUGUCCCAUCGUUGCUGGCAGCUGGGCCACACUGACAGGGGCCUCCAGGGGAUUAUAAAUCUCAGAAAAUAAAGUUUUUUUUCCAGCAAAAUCCAUGGGCAGAGCAAGCUGGGGUCCCAUUGUGCUGGAAAGGCACUUGGAAUGGUGGUGGUGCAGAUUUUUGAGGGAGGUGGGUAGAAUUCCUUCUUGGGAAGGGAAACUGAGGCACUGAGUGGGCUGACCCUCUGGCUGGGAAGUGCCCCAGUGCCUCAGUUUCCCCCUGGCUGCACCUUGCUGUGCUGUGCCAGGGGACAACAGGCCCUGUGAAGGUGGGGUGCAGUGUGGGGAGGGGGCAUUCUG